Messenger RNA from Dibothriocephalus latus, 336 nucleotides. The record is from the annotation of a GenBank genome assembly. NCBI's taxonomy places the organism in Eukaryota, Metazoa, Platyhelminthes, Cestoda, Diphyllobothriidea, Diphyllobothriidae.
AUGACUCUCACCCUCUCUUGGCGCUUUUCUGUGGAUCAGAUGUUAGAUUUCUGCAGUUGGCUUUUCAUAUCAAUCGGAUUCUGUACCCCAAUCUUAUGUUUUCUCUGCUUGCCGACUAACAAGCACGUCGAAAUUGGGCCCGCGGCCACAGACGCCUUCCUCUACGGGCUGAUAUUCGGACUUUUGAAAUCCUUUCAGGGCGCGGAGCUUGACACCUGUUUGGGCAGUGCUCCCGCACCCAUCCUGUUCGGACUUGUGGGACUUCUGCUCGUGCAAAUUGAACAAAACGAGUCUUUCGACACCCAGGACAAAGAUGACAUUGUUUUCGUGAUCUAA